AUGGCCAUCGAUGCUACAGGUUGUUUUGCAGACGAGUGGUAUGAAAUGAUGAGUGCUGCAUCGCCAUCCAAUAGCAAGGCAGAUCGCGGAGAAGCUUCUGUUUCGCCGAGUAAUCAGCUGGGAGCCAGAGGUGGCCUGGAACGAUUUGACUUGGAACCGGACAGUGCUGCAGAUAUAGAAGCCCUUGAGCAGUCUUUAACCGCUCUGCUGGAUGAUUUUCGGUCUGGGCGCAUGAGUGCACGUCAUCGCUGUUUGAAUUUUCCCCUUAUAUAUACUUUAUCUAGUAAGAAACCUGUUACAGUGGCUGAAGACAGGCUGAAAAUGAUGCGAAAAGCCAGGCAAGAAAUGGAAGAUUUAACAGCCUUCCAUGUUAAAUUGCAUAAAAUGCAAGCGCCAAAUUUUUCAACUUUCAGGCAAGCCAUUUUUUUAGAAAAAAUUUGUUGUGCAUUUUACUGUUGGUCAUGA
Molecule: messenger RNA, 465 nt
Organism: Gongylonema pulchrum
Lineage: Eukaryota; Metazoa; Nematoda; Chromadorea; Rhabditida; Gongylonematidae
Source: the annotation of a GenBank genome assembly